Molecule: messenger RNA, 1566 nt
Organism: Paraphaeosphaeria sporulosa
Lineage: Eukaryota; Fungi; Ascomycota; Dothideomycetes; Pleosporales; Didymosphaeriaceae
Product: NCS1 nucleoside transporter family
Exons: 7
Coding region: 1-1566 (521 amino acids)
Biological process (GO): nucleobase transport; transmembrane transport
Cellular component (GO): plasma membrane
Molecular function (GO): nucleobase transmembrane transporter activity
Source: RefSeq, a predicted model, not a curated record
AUGUCCCUGUGGCGCCGGCUCGACACUUGGAUCAAGCUUGAUCAGUCGGAAGUUCAGAGUGUGCAUGGAAGGUGGAGUAACGUUGACUUAGACCCUGUUCCUCCAGAAAAGCAGACGUGGAGAUCACAUCACUUUGUGACCUACUGGCUUUGUGAUGCUGUCGCUCCCGGGAACCUUCGAUUAGGUUCCAGUAUCAUGACCCUCGGUUUCUCCUGGCGCGAGACCAUCGGCAUUAUCUUCCUUGGUCACUUCUUGGUGUCGCUCGCCAUCACCGCCAAUGCUAUCAUUGGAGCGAAAUACCAUAUACCAUACACCAUUCAAAGUCGCACGAGCUUCGGCUUCUUUGCCUCCUUCGUGGCAGUGUUCAUUCGCAUGCUGGUCGGCUUUUUCUGGUAUGGUAUCAACACGUAUAACGGAGCGCUCUGCGUGAACGCCGUUAUCCUUGCUAUCUGGCCAUCUUUCCGGAACGUACCGAAUGGACUACCAGAAUCUGCGAACAUCACCACACAGAUGAUGACGUCCUACUUGGUGUACUUCCUGAUCACUCUUCCGUUCCACUAUAUUCACCCUCGGUAUUUGAAGUGGUUCUUUGAUAUCAAGACGAUCGUAUGCUUGCCUGGCGUCUUUGCACUUCUUGGUUGGGCCUGCCAGCAGUCUAACGGAGGUCUCCAUACAACGCUGUUUCUCCAGGGAACCUCUCUACGAGGCUCGGAAUACUCUUGGGCUUUCUUAGGUGCUCUGAAUUCAAUGCUCGGAAACUAUGGAACUAUGGCCGUGAACAUCAACGACUUCGCUCGGUACGCACGUUCGACACGAAUGGUCUACGCGCAGAUCCUCGCUGUUCCGCUAUCGUUCAUGCUCAUGUCAUUCAUGGGUAUUAUCAUCGCAGGAGCUGCUUCCGACCUCUACGGAGCAUCGAUCUGGGAUCCCCUUACGAUCAUGUCGUAUUGGAGCGGGAGCUCCGGUGCUAGAGCCGCAGCCGCAUUCGUUUCGCUUUCUUUCGUACUGGCCCAGCUUGGAGCAAACAUCAGCGCGAAUUGCAUUUCCGCCUCGAACGACCUAAAUGCCAUGUUCCCUUCGUACGUCAAUCUCCGCCGCGGCUCAUACAUAAUCGCCUUCGUUGGCGCCUGGGCUUUGACCCCUUGGAAUAUCCUCGCCUCAGCGUCCGCCUUGCUCAACUUCAUGGAUGGAUACAUCAUCUGGCUCGCUCCCAUCACUGGCGUGCUCUUGGCCGACUACUACGUUGUGCACCGACAGACAUACGAUGUCGAUGACAUGUACAUUCCUGAAGGAAAGUAUCGGUAUAACAAAUGGGGAACCAACUGGCGAGCUGUUGCGGCUUGGCUGGUCGGGUCGGUGCCACUGAUCCCUGGAUUCGCUUUGCGGAUGAACAACUCUCUUCCAAUAUCGAAAGGCGCAGAUCAUUUGUACAGCUUGGGAUAUCUUUAUGGCUUCUUUUCGAGUUUCGUAAUUUUCUCUGCGCUUGGCCUCUACUUCCCAGCACUGCCGACUUUUUCACAUGAAGACAAGAUGGAUGAAUACAGCACGGGCGAGAAGGCGGUCUAA